AUGCUGAUAUGUAUAGCGUUGGUGAUCAAGGAAUCGAACGCACGACCUCCGUGGCUGUCACCAGGCAGUGGGGUCUUCACUGAGUCAGCAGAAUGUCAUACAGACGACGAACUGCUUGAUCUAUGUCAGCGAUGCGCUAAACUCACUAAAUCUAAACUGGCCUACCCAGCUUGUUGCUCAACUGAUCUUCAAGCAAGAAAGUGGUGUUCAGACUACGUCUACUUCGGUAGAGGACAAUACGACUUUUAUCUCAUUUGA
This is a messenger RNA of Danaus chrysippus (African queen), 258 nucleotides long. Lineage: Eukaryota; Metazoa; Arthropoda; Insecta; Lepidoptera; Nymphalidae. The record is from the annotation of a GenBank genome assembly.